This is a messenger RNA of Myzus persicae (green peach aphid), 2051 nucleotides long. Its product is annotated as KRAB-A domain-containing protein 2-like. Bases 384 to 1997 code for a protein of 537 amino acids. NCBI's taxonomy places the organism in Eukaryota, Metazoa, Arthropoda, Insecta, Hemiptera, Aphididae. The transcript is spliced from 4 exons. Gene Ontology annotation, biological process: DNA integration. Gene Ontology annotation, molecular function: nucleic acid binding. The record is from RefSeq and is a predicted model, not a curated record.
AAUUAAUAGAAAUGACAACAAAGAUAAAAUAAGCUUAUAAAAUUAUUUUAUAUAUCUGUGCGGAGACAUGAAAUUAUAUCAAACACGGGUUUAUGUCGAUUCUGAUAGCCGUUAAUAAUCAACAAGCUUUCUUACACAUAAGCAUUGACUAACUCGUAAUGGCACCCACUAAGUUUGGUGUCAACUGUCAAUAUUUUCCGAGAUCUAAAAAUAUCAGGUGGGGAAAUGACUGAUAUCGAUAAAAUGGUUGAUUGAAAAAUGUCAUGGAUAUCGCAUAUCGCAGUAUUUAUCUGUUUAAUAUAUAACCUGUACAUUCAACACGAUCCGUUUAGUAGUAAUUUAUUAGUAGUGCAGUACGUAUUUACUUUGUUAUUAAUUUAAAAAUGGAUUUAAAUAAAAUGCAAAAUGAAUUUAAUAAAGCAAUUUCAUUAAUAAUUGAUGCUAAACGUGAUGACAACAAAUCGUUCAUGAAUAAUGAAGAAUACGAUCGUCGCAUAGAAGACGUAAAAUUAUCCAAGACUCAAACAAAAUGCAAAAAAGAUUAUAGAAAUAUUCGUAAGUACGACGUUAUUUUAAUAAAUGAUAAAGAACGCUUAAUUAAAGCCAUGAACCAUGAUAAUGACAGUAUACGUUAUUUCGUUAAAAAUGAAGAGCUAUUCAAUAUUCUUCACUCUACGCAUAUAGCUAUCGGCCACGGUGGCCGCGAUCGUAUGAUGGCUGAAAUAAAGUUAAAAUAUUGUAAUAUAACAAAAGAAACAAUAAUGAUUUUUUUGAGUCUUUGUACCGACUGUCAUAAAAAAUCAUCUAAUCCAAAAAGAGGUCUUGUUUCUAAACCAAUUUUGCAUUCAGCAUACAACUCGCGUGCACAAAUAGAUCUAAUUGAUAUGCAAUCGCAGAGUAUAAACAAUUACAGAUUUAUAAUGAAUUAUCAGGAUCACUUGACAAAAUUUGUUAUACUUAAACCACUAAAGACUAAACGAGCAGAAGAAAUAGCAUAUAACUUAAUGGAAAUUUAUACAACUUUUGGAGCGCCAGCAAUUCUACAUUCCGAUAAUGGAAGAGAGUUUGUUAAUAGUGUAAUUAAUGAAUUACAUACUAUGUGGGGCGAUGUUAAAAUAGUGCACGGAAAACCAAGACAUAGUCAGAGUCAGGGGUCUAUAGAACGUGCGAACCGGGACGUGGAAGAUAUGUUGGCGACAUGGAUGGCGGAAACAAAUUCAACAGAUUGGCCAUCUGGAUUAAAAUUUAUCCAAUUUCGAAAAAAUCGUGCUUUUCAUUCUGGUAUCGGUCGAUCACCUUAUGAGGCGAUGUUUGGUUGUCCAGCUCGUUUAGGUGUUGUAUCAAUUGGUUUACCGGUUGACGAAAUUAGCUCUUUGAAAUCUGAGGAAGAUAUUGAAUGUAUUUUGAAGUCAAACAAAGACGAGGGAGUCGAAGAAAAUGUACCGUGUACUAGUAACUUGGAACAAGUGACUAGUGACAUAGAACUUGUUGAUCAACGAAAACAAAAUAUACUUGAUGCACGUCAAUCAUCUGCUCACAAUUUAGAAAAACAGGCACUAAAAAUGGUUAAAACAUCCAAUAGAAAAUAUGAUGAACUUAGUGUUGGAACUACAGUACGUCUGAGUAUUCCAGAUGUAGAUCGUGCUCGUGGAUCACCAAGAAAUGUAUUAGCGGUUGUAACAGAAGUUAAGGACGAUUUAUACAAGCUAUGCACUGAAAGUGGAUUUUUAAAACAUAUGUACACGAGAUCAGAAAUAAAUCCUUGCAAAGCAAAUUUAUUGGAUCUAAGUACUGUUUUAAAAUCGGCAGGUCAAUCAGAAAAACCGUUAUCACUUCGGGAGGCAGCUACUGUAAAUAGUAUUUCAGGGGCACAAGGAUAUACCCGAUGUCAAUGUAAGACAAAAUGCAAGACGAACAGGUGUGCUUGCAGAUCGGCAUCUAGAAUUUGUAAUUCUAAAUGUCAUGGAAGUUUGCCAUGUGAAAAUAAAAAUGAGUAACUACGUUGCAAAUCAUAAAACAAUGUGAAAAAGCUUAAAUUACAUAAAUUAAAA